AUGCAGCACGCGAUAAACCUGCUGCGGAAGAAGAAGCCACGAGAAGCUGUGAAGUAUAUUAAGGAGCACAUCAAGCCGGGAGACUUGGAGCGCUGCCCAGACAUCCGCCGGGUGCUGGCCCUCGCAGCGAUGCUGGACUUCCCCCCUCCGGAGUACGAACACCUGCUGGGGGAGGAGAGGAAGCAGCAGCUAGUGCGGCUGUUCAUAACCACUAGUGCUGCUGUCUUGGGAAUGACUCGAGAGCCUUUGCUGCCGCCUUUAGUGUUUUCGGGCCUUUGCGCAGUCAAGUCUGGCGCCUGCCUGGAGACCGCGGCCCCCAG
Molecule: messenger RNA, 320 nt
Organism: Eimeria tenella
Lineage: Eukaryota; Apicomplexa; Conoidasida; Eucoccidiorida; Eimeriidae
Product: erythroblast macrophage protein emp, putative
Exons: 3
Source: RefSeq, a predicted model, not a curated record